AUGACCUCAUCAACAACGGCUUCUCAAGCUGAAAUGGAGAAUGCUAGAUUACCACUUGGAUGGAGAGAUCAAUGUUCAGCCCUCUUAAUCCCCCUCAAUGUAUGCAGACAUAAAACACUUUAUAUGCCUUGGAAAUGUGAAGAUGAAAGACACGGAUACGAGAAGUGUCAAUAUGAUGACUAUAUGAGACGUAUGAAACAACUCUCUCGUCAAAAGAAAGCAGCAGCCGAAGCUGCCGCAGAAGAGGAAUAA
Molecule: messenger RNA, 252 nt
Organism: Kwoniella shivajii
Lineage: Eukaryota; Fungi; Basidiomycota; Tremellomycetes; Tremellales; Cryptococcaceae
Exons: 4
Coding region: 1-252 (83 amino acids)
Cellular component (GO): mitochondrion
Source: RefSeq, a predicted model, not a curated record